AUGGAUUUGAACAGCACUGCAAGUGACAUACUAUUACAAAAAGAAACCUGGCAAGGCAAGAUUAUUUACAACCAGAGUCAAAAGAAUAUCCUCCAAGCAUGGUUUGAACAUGACCCUUACCCUGAAAAAGCUAACAGGAAACAACUGGCCAAGGAAAUUGGCAUUCCAGAAUCUAAAAUUCAGAUUUGGUUUAAAAACCACAGAGCAAGACAGAGCCGAUUGGGGUUCAGCUCCUCCUUAGGAGAAGACCAAACCCAUGGACAGAACCAGCCUCAGCCUUAUACUCAAGAAUACUUACCAAAAGGAGCCACACAAGACCACACAUCUAUUCCAAGAUCUCAAUCAAACAUUCUAGUUCAAGCCUUCAAGAGGAACCAAUUCUUUGAUAUUGCAAACAGGAAAACACUAGAAACAGGCAUUCCAGAAACGGGAAUUCAAUUUGAGAACAGCCAGAAUCGCUUGUCUUAUGAUAUCCAUGUCUCCGUCUUUCACACGGAGAUGUGGUUUCAGGACCCAAGAUCUCUGUACCCUGGGCAGAGCACAAUACUGCUGACUAUGGGAGGAGACCCAGAUACUCAGUACCCCUUCUGGCCCCAAUACCAAGAACGCCAGGAUCACCAAGAACAGACUGACAUGGGAGUACUGCAGUUGGAAGACUAUUCUCAGCCUCAAGCUGAGCACAAAAAACCACCACCACAGGAUCUGAGCCAGGUGGACAUAUCUUACUUUCUGCAGUGGUGGGAUGAGUGCUGCCAGGCUCUGAUUGCAGAGCGGGAUCCUCAAAAAGGGACCCACUGA
Molecule: messenger RNA, 798 nt
Organism: Delphinapterus leucas (beluga whale)
Lineage: Eukaryota; Metazoa; Chordata; Mammalia; Artiodactyla; Monodontidae
Source: RefSeq, a predicted model, not a curated record